Molecule: messenger RNA, 993 nt
Organism: Mytilinidion resinicola
Lineage: Eukaryota; Fungi; Ascomycota; Dothideomycetes; Mytilinidiales; Mytilinidiaceae
Exons: 3
Coding region: 132-791 (219 amino acids)
Molecular function (GO): protein binding
Source: RefSeq, a predicted model, not a curated record
CUGGCUUCAAGUCACAUGCGUCGGAAAUCGAGGUUUCGCGGCAAGAUGUAGGGGCAAAUCCCAGCGACAAACGCUGUUGGACGCCAUGGCGAUAAUGCUGUGUUGCAUUAUCAGCCUUCAACAGCUAGUGAAUGCGUGACACAAGUCAUCCGAAACCUGUUAUGCAAAAAAUGGCGCCAACCUUCGAGGACUUCAUCCAAUCACAUCAAUUUACCUUCUUCGUCGGCCAGGAGGGAAAGUCCAUCGUGGUGCAUGCAGCUGCGAUUGCUGCUACCAGUCAGCAACUAGAUGCACUUAUUAAUGGUGGAAUGGGGGAAUCUGAAACGCGAUGUGCGAGGAUCGAAGAUGUUAAGGUCGACGAUUUCAUCCGCUUCUGCGAAUACGCUUACCGCGGAGACUAUACAGUACCUCGGUGGGAAGAACUCCCGCUGGAACCGAGCUCUACGUCCGGCAAGAACCAGCAGAACGAGGACGAUGAUGAUUGGGGUUGGGCUCCAUUGUCCAAGGGCAAGAAGGCCAAGAAGGCCAAGAAGGGGCGGGUGGCUGUUACCGAACUAGAACGUGUUCUAGAACCAGAACCUCCUCCCAUGGCGAUGGAUUACCCCCAACAAAGUCGGGUAUACGAUGUACCUGAGCUUAGGGAGGCUCCUGAGCCUCAAUAUGAAAUAAGGCGCAUCUCGAGGACCCAGUUACGGACUCAAUUCGACAGCCGAAACUACCUAAACGACGGCGGCCCCAAAGCUCUGAUCCUGCAGCAUUUCGAACCCAAAUCUAACAGUGCCGUGGACUAAAACUUCACGCCAGUCCUCCUCGCCCAUGCACGGCUCUACUGUUUUGCGCAUCUACGUCUAAUAGCGCCACUCAAAGCGCUAACCCUCCACAAGCUGCACAAGACACUUAUGGGCUUCAAGUUGUACACAAAGCGUGUUGGAGACAUCAUUGAGCUCGCAAGAUAUGCGUACUCGAACCCAGAUCUGCCAGAUAGAAGCGACG